ACACGGAAUCCUGACGGCGGGAGAGGCGGCCGCCACCCAGGACCAAACGGCUGGACGUUGCCCUUCGGGGCAGGCCCGGCCCAGCCCCGCCGCCCGCCUGCCCGCCCGCGCCGCUGUUUUUAAAAUGGAAACACACCCGGUCCCGCCUCCAGCCGUGAGGACGCCGGGUAAAGGGCGCUGCCCUCCGGAGGGGCCCUAGCUUGGCCUUUUCGAAAGUUCCUGUACACAGGGCCUUCUCUUCUGGGUUCUUCCCUGCCUACUCUCUCUCCCGACCUAAGCCCAGCAACAAAAGCUCACACUCGCCUUUAUCCCCCCGGGCUCGCUCCACCUGUCCGCCACGGCCCCACCUUCGCCCCGCCCCCGGAAGUGACGACACCACGCGGCCCUGCCGUUGUCCCGUCGGGCCUCGCGGCGGCGGCGGCGGGAAGAUGGCGGCGGCGGGAGCGCUGGAACGCAGCUUCUUGGAGCUGAGCGGAGCCGAGCGGGAGAGGCCGAGGCACUUUCGGGAAUUCACAGUCAGCUGCGUUGGGACUGCAAAUGUUGUGGCUGGGGCCGCGAAGUACAAUGAGAGCGCGGGAGGCUUCUACUAUGUGGAAAGCGGCAAACUGUUAUCCAUCACCAGGAACAGGUUCAUUCAUUGGAAGACCUCUGGAGAUACAUUGGAGCUGGUGGAGGAGUCAUUGGACAUAAAUCUGUUGAAUAAUGCAGUUCGUCUCAAAUUCCAAAAUUGCAGUGUCCUGCCUGGAGGGGUCUAUGUCUCUGAGACUCAGAAUCAUGUGGUAGUCUUGAUACUAACCAAUCAAACAGUGCACAGGUUACUCUUCCCGCACCCUUCCCGGAUGUACAGAAGUGAGUUGGUAAUUGAAAGUCAGAUGCAGUCAGUGUUCACUGACAUUGGCAAAGUUGACUUCAGGGAUCCUUGCAACUAUCAGUUAAUCCCAACGGUUCCUGGGCCAGCUCCUAAUUCUGCCGCCUCAGCAGCCUGGCUUAGCAGUGAUGGAGAGGCUCUGUUUGCACUGCCGUCUGCUUCUGGGGGCAUCUUUGUUCUUAAACUACCUCCUUAUGACAUGCCUGGGAUGGCGUCCGUUGUGGAACUGAAACAGAGUUCAGUAAUGCAGCGAUUGCUUAUCGGCUGGAUGCCAACAGCUAUCAGGGGUGAUCAGAGCCCUUCAGAUCGAGCCCUGAGUCUUGCUGUCCAUUGUGUUGAGCAUGAUGCGUUCAUCUUUGCUCUGUGUCAGGAUCAUAAACUGCGAAUGUGGUCUUACAAGGACCAAAUGUGCCUGAUGGUGGCCGACAUGCUGGAGUAUGUCCCUGUGAAUAAGGAUCUUCGGCUCACUGCUGGGACUGGACACAAAUUACGACUUGCUUAUUCUCCUUCCAUGGGACUCUACCUGGGGACGUACCUGCAUGCACCGAAACGAGGACAGUUCUGCAUCUUCCAGUUGGUGAGCACUGAGAAUAACCGCUACAGUCUGGAUCACAUUUCCUCUCUCUUUACUUCUCAGGAGACACUGAUUGACUUUGCCUUAACCUCCACGGAUAUCUGGGCUCUGUGGCAUGAUGCUGAGAACCAAACGAUUGUGAAAUACAUCAACUUUGAACAUAAUGUUGCAGGUCAGUGGAAUCCAGUGUUUAUACAGCCUCUGCCAGAGGAGGAGAUCAUCAUCAGAGAUGACCAAGACCCCAGAGAGGUGUAUUUGCGGAGUCUUUUUACUCCAGGACGAUUCAUAAAUGCAGCUUUAUGUAAAGCGUUACAGAUUUUCUGCAGAGGAACUGAGAGAAAUAUGGAUUUUUCCUGGAGUGAACUAAAGAAAGAAGUUACUUUAGCUGUUGAAACAGAGCUCCACGGAAGUGUAACAGAGUAUGAGUUCUCCCAGGAGGAGUUUCGAAAUUUGCAGCAGGAGUUCUGGUGCAAGUUCUAUGCCUGUUGUCUUCAGUAUCAAGAAGCCCUCUCUCACCCUCUCGCUCUGCAUUUGAACCCCCACACGAACAUGGUGUGCCUGCUGAAAAAAGGGUACCUGUCUUUUCUUAUGCCCUCUUCCCUAGUGGACCAUUUGUAUCUACUGCCUGAUGAGAACCUGUUGACAGAGGAUGAGACAACCAUAUCUGAUGAUGUGGAUGUUGCUCGAGAUGUCAUAUGUCUUAUAAAAUGUCUUCGGCUGAUUGGAGAGUCCGUAAAUAUGGACAUGUCAGUUAUGAUGGAAAUGAGUUGCUACAACCUACAGUCUCCAGAGAAGGCUGCGGAACAGAUUCUGGAAGAUUUGAUCACUGUUGAUGUAGAAAAUGUGCUAGAGGAUAUUUGUAGUAAACUGCAAGAAAUUCGGAAUCCAAUCCAGGCCAUUGGCGUUCUUAUACGGGAAAUGGAUUAUGAAACAGACGUGGAAAUGGAAAAGGGAUUCAAUCCAGCUCAGCCUUUAAAUGUGCGGAUGAAUCUUUCCCAGCUCUAUGGGAGUAGCACAGCAAGUUACAUUGUAUGCAGAGCGGUGUUUAAAAUCGCCAGCACCCGCUUCCUGAUCUGCCGAGACCUCUUGAUCUUACAGCAGCUCUUACUGAGGCUAGGAGAUGCAGUGAUUUUGGGAGCUGGUCAGCUCUUUCAAGCUCAGCAAGAACUACUGCAUCGAACAGCUCCCCUGCUCCUGUGUUAUUACCUCAUUAAGUGGAAUAGUCAGUGCUUGGCAACUGAUGUUCCAGUUGACACGCUGGAAUCGAAUCUCCAACACUUGUCAGUGCUGGAACUGACUGACUCUGGUGCUUUAAUGACGAAUAAGUUUGUAUCUAGCCCUCAAACAGUUGUGGAGUUAUUCUUCCAAGAAGUUGCAAGAAAACACAUUAUCUCUCAUCUCUUCUCUCAACCAAAGGCACCUCUGAGCCAAACUGGAUUGAAUUGGUCUCAAAUGAUUACUGCAAUUACAAGUUAUUUAUUGCAGCUUUUAUGGCCUAGCAAUCCUGGUUGUCUCUUUCUAGAAUGUUUGAUGGGAAACUGUCAGUAUAUACAGUUGCAGGAUUAUAUUCAACUGUUGCAUCCCUGGUGUCAAGUCAACGUUGGUUCCUGUCGAUUUAUGCUGGGGCGGUGUUACCUCGUUACAGGAGAAGGACAGAAGGCACUGGAAUGUUUCUGUCAGGCAGCAUCUGAAGUAGGCAAGGAGGAAUUCCUGGAUCGCCUGAUCCGCUCGGAGGAUGGGGAAAUUGUGUCCACUCCCAGGCUGCAGUAUUACGAUAAGGUUUUACGCCUACUAGAUGUUAUUGGUUUGCCUGAACUGGUUAUUCAGCUGGCGACCUCAGCAAUAACUGAAGCAGGUGAUGACUGGAAAAGUCAAGCUACUUUGAGGACAUGCAUUUUCAAACAUCAUUUGGAUUUGGGUCACAAUAGCCAAGCAUAUGAGGCCUUAACCCAAAUCCCUGAUUCCAGCAGACAGUUAGAUUGUUUGCGACAGCUGGUGGUAGUUCUUUGUGAACGCUCACAGCUACAGGAUCUUGUAGAGUUUCCCUAUGUGAAUCUGCAUAAUGAGGUUGUGGGAAUAAUUGAAUCACGUGCUAGAGCUGUGGACCUUAUGACCCACAAUUACUAUGAACUUCUCUAUGCCUUUCACAUCUAUCGCCACAACUACCGCAAAGCUGGCACGGUGAUGUUUGAAUAUGGAAUGCGUCUUGGCAGAGAGGUUCGAACUCUCCGGGGACUGGAGAAGCAAGGCAACUGUUACCUGGCUGCUAUUAAUUGUUUACGACUUAUUCGUCCAGAAUACGCAUGGAUUGUGCAGCCAGCAUCUGGUGCAGUGUAUGAUCGCCCUGGAGCAUCUCCGAAGAGGAGUCACGAUGGAGAGUGCACAGCUGCCCCGUCAAAUCGGCAGAUUGAAAUCCUGGAGCUGGAGGAUCUGGAAAAAGAGUGCUCCUUGGCUCGAAUCCGCCUCACUCUGGCCCAGCACGAUCCAUCGGCAAUUGCCGUGGCAGGAAGCUCGUCAGCAGAGGAGAUGGUGACUCUCUUGGUUCAGGCUGGCCUCUUUGACACUGCCAUAUCCCUCUGUCAGACUUUUAAGCUUCCCUUAACACCAGUCUUUGAGGGACUUGCUUUCAAAUGCAUCAAACUGCAGUUUGGAGGAGAAGCCGCACAGGCAGAAGCCUGGACCUGGCUAGCAGCCAAUCAGCUGUCAUCUGUCAUCACUACUAAAGAAUCCAGUGCUACUGAUGAAGCAUGGCAACUAUUAUCGACUUACCUAGAAAAAUACAAAGUCCAGAAUAAUUUAUAUCACCACUGUGUAAUCAAUAAGCUCUUGUCUCAUGGAGUGCCUCUGCCUAAUUGGCUUAUAAAUAGUUACAAGAAGGUUGAUGCUGCUGAACUGCUUCGUCUGUACUUGAACUAUGACCUUUUAGAAGAAGCUGUGGAUUUAGUCUCAGAAUACGUGGAUGCUGUAUUGGGAAAAGGACAUCAGUACUUUGGAAUUGAGUUUCCACUGUCCGCAACAGCCCCCAUGGUGUGGCUGCCUUACUCCUCCAUUGAUCAGCUUCUCCAGGCUCUGGGAGAGAACAGCGCCAACAGUCACAACAUUGCGCUGUCCCAGAAGAUACUUGACAAGUUGGAGGACUACCAGCAAAAGGUUGACGUGGCAACCCGGGAUUUACUGUAUCGUCGGAACUUGUGAUCUGGAUUGUUACCUAGCUUUUGUAACCGCUUGGUGCCUCCUAGGGCUUAAGACUACUCCACAGGAACCCUGCACUCGAGGCCGAUUUUUCUAACUGUAAAUGAUGUGUACAGCAUUCAAGUCUGCAUUCUGCGCAAGUUAGGAGAGCGGGACACUCAGAGGAUCCUGUGCUUUGCUGGUGGUGCUAACCCAACUUCUGGUUUUCAGCCUUGGUCUCAAACAGCUGCUUUUGUAUAUGAUUCACAAGCUUUUUUAGAGUUUAUAUUUUUUUAAACUACCGAAGACAUCCUUUAUCUGCAAAUUAAAACUCACUUUCCAGAAGAGCUGAUGGUUGUUGGUUUGUUGAAGCUGACUACCAAAAGCAGUCCCUGCAGAUCUUCAUUCUUCCCUAUCACUUUUUGUAUUUCAGUGGGAUUAUUUUGGUCUAGAAGUGACAUGUAUUUUCUGUAUUGCAAACAGAAGCUAAUGAUUUUGCAUAAUCUUUUCAUUAUUUAUUGUGAAGUUUUUGUAUGAUGUUCAAAUAAGUAAUUUGCCUAGAUUAAACCUAAAAUGAUGACCAGCUAUUUAAAGAAGAUACCUUAUUUUUAAUCUGGUUCUGAGGCUAAAUUUAAGGAACUGUUAGCUAAGAAAACAUUGAAAAACCUAUCAUUUAUAUAAGAACAGGUUUCAAGGUAAACUCUGUUACCUUCUAUGAUCUCUGAUAAUCAAGCCGGACUUGAUAAGACAGAACUCUAAUAACAUAUUGGACUAAAAUAUGAACUUUACUGGUCAGACUCAGAAGCAUUCAUGCCUACAAAUUUUUGGGAAAGUGAAAAUUAAUAAAAUCUGAUUUUAUUCUGUAUAUUAUAAUUUUGCUUUCAAGAAACAGAUCUGUAAACUAUUUGCUGUAUGCCAUUUGGCUUUUCUUGAGUUUUUCAUUUUUAUUUUUAAGAUUUUUAUACUGUCAAUACCAUGUCUACAUUAUAUACUUAACAGUUGCAUUUCUCUGUGGUGCUGUUCAUAAAUGCUGAGGUUCGUUCUUGUUUUCGCUUUGCCAUGAUUCCUGUGAGGAAUUUGGUACAAUUAGGGACUGGGAGAACCCUUGCCCUCGCAGCUUUCUAAACCUAUGGUUUUUCAACUGUAGUAGGAAAGCUCUUUUGUCCUGCAUACACAUGUAUUAUCAAAAGAAAGAUUUCAAAAAAUGUG
Molecule: messenger RNA, 5822 nt
Organism: Oryctolagus cuniculus (rabbit)
Lineage: Eukaryota; Metazoa; Chordata; Mammalia; Lagomorpha; Leporidae
Gene: NUP160
Product: nucleoporin 160
Cellular component (GO): nuclear pore
Molecular function (GO): structural constituent of nuclear pore
Source: RefSeq, a predicted model, not a curated record